This is a messenger RNA of Symbiodinium natans, 11568 nucleotides long. The record is from the annotation of a GenBank genome assembly. NCBI's taxonomy places the organism in Eukaryota, Dinophyceae, Suessiales, Symbiodiniaceae.
AUGUCAGGUGGCCACGCUCCGUGGGUCAACGACUGGGGCAAUCGACCGGGCAGAGAGAAUGGUGAUUGGAGAGCCAGUCACUGGGGUGCUAGCUACAUGACGACGAGCGGCCCGGAGCCGGACCAGUCACAAGGGGCAGGUCGACUGCUUGGGGAAGAGGACAGUCGACGGACGACCGCUGAGGCGGUCGCUGGAGCGGAUCACUCGACAUCGGUGCCUACUACAAGAUUGGCGACGGCGGGCGGCGGACCUGGUGAGGCUGAGGCUUCGGAUCCUUGGCUGGCGGCGGCCAGGCAGCUGGUCUCAACCGCCACACAUCGUGUGCCGGAAGGCCCGGCAAGUGUGGCAGCAACUUGGGGCUCAGGUGGAGCAAGCUCGUCAGCGCAAGGCCCCGCAGUGGGACAGGACGCGUCGGCGCUGAUGGACCUCGACUACAGGCCAUGCCUCCUCCAGGACUGGGCGGAGGACCAGACCUUCUUCGGGCUCCUGGCUGGCUUCUACCACCAGGACCAGAUUCCCUUCCUCAUCGAUUACCAGAUUAUGCGCGACCACCUCAUGGAUGCGGCGUGCCUCCUGGACCAGGUGCCUCCGGAGGGGGGGCCCCAGUCCUGGGAGGACCUGGAAGCGGUGAACCUCCAUGGAUGGAUCUCAGAGCGCCGUCGGCUUGGAAUCCUCACGUCGGCGGCAACAACGAUGGCCAGGGCGCUGGAGGUCGGCCUUGGUGGAACGGAUGGGAUUGGCUGGACCUACCGAAGACAGUGGGUCACCGCCGUCCGAAGGUGGAACAAGCAGACCGACGUCCCAGUGUUCAGGAGAGCCGAGAAGGUGUUGCGGACACUGGGGUGGGAGCAGCAGGUGGACUUUGAGCACCUGACCGAGCAGCAGCUGGGCUCUGACCUCUACUUGGAGUACAUCUUGCAAGUCAUCGAGUUGAAGGCCGGUGUCAGGGAGGACGAUGAACGUCGACAAGCCUACCGGGCGGUGAUGCACGAGUGCAGUCGAAAACGAGAUGAGACGCUGGCGCAGUACUCUAUGCGGCGGCUGCGGGACUUCACGAAGGCGGCGGCCGUCGGGAUCCAGUUGCCGGACGAGUUCAAGGCAACGAUGCUUCGCGAAGGAGCAGGGCUUUCGGACCAGGGGCUGCAGAACUUGACGGCUCUGAUGCAAGGCCGAGAUCACGAUCUGGACCGCUUGGCUACCACCUUGGCCAGGAUGGACGCCCGAGCAGACAGGCUGGUUGGUUUCGUGGAACAAGAAGAACGGCUCGGGGGCGUUCGCGGCGAGGACGAAUCCUUCCUCGAGGGCCACUCGGAGGAAGAGGAGGCAGAGGGCGACCUGGAAGAGUUCACCGAGGAUGAGCACGUGCUGAGCGAGCUGAUGGACAUGAGUUUCUCGGAGGAGCAGGCCGCCCUGGUGUUCGCGAUCGUGGAGAACAGGCCUCCCCAUCGACGAAGGACGUGGAAGGAGAACAAGAAGUUCAAAGCGGAACUGCGAAAGGACCGGAACAGCUUUGUGAAGGGAGCUGAGGGCCCUCCCCGGAGCAACGGCCAAAAGCCCCGCUACAGCAAGGAACAGCUCAAGAAGAUCUCCAAGUGCAGGAACUGCGGCCGCCGGGGACACUGGGCGGAGGAUUGUCGUCAACCGAAGGGCUCCACCCCCUCUGAGAAUGGCAAGGUCACGGGGUUCUGCUACCUAGGGGACUCUCGAGACCGUCAUGUGUCCUUCACCUUCGCGGCAACGGAGUCCGUGAGCAUGGCUGGAUCGCUUGAGAGUUGGUGUCUGCUAACGAUCCCUUCCGGUUUGGCGAUCUUGGACAUUGGCGCUACGCAGGACAUCAUCGGCAAGGACGCUUUGGUCGAGCUGGAGAACGAGCUCGAGAAGUGCGGGCUGCGGGCCAUCGAGAUCCCCGACAACGUGGCUAUCCCAACGGGAAUCGGAGGCCAGGCAAAGGUGGACAAAGUGGUCCUCGUACCGAUCGCCCCGGGAGGGAUCCCGGGGGUGGUCAAGUUCGUGGUCUUGGAGAAUAACGUGCCGCCCCUCCUUUCAGUCGGUCUACUUACUCACCUCGGCGCAAGUCUCGACCUCCAGACCGACGUCAUCAGCUUCAAGAAGAUCGGAGUGAGCAUGAAGAUGCAGCAGCUUCCCUCCGGCCACAGAGCCAUUCCCCUUGUGCAGUGGAGCGGUGAACAUUUUCCGGUUCCAGCGGCUGCCAAGCGGCAGUACCAGUUGUCCGACGACGCCUUUAUGAAGGAGCAUGUCCCCGUGGCGUACACAAAGAGAAAGGCCCCGUCUCGCUCGACGGAAGGCGCGCGGAGUUCAGUGAACCAGAGCCGAUGGCGCGGAAUUCUUCUGCGCAUGUUCCAAAUGUUGGAGACCGUGAGAGUGGGCUACAUGCGACUCGCAGAGGCGGAGACCCAGCAGAAGAGCAUCGUGUCCAAGCGCAAGAAGUACUUGACAGCGGACUCCCAGGAACCCGACACGUGCCUUCAUCCCGGACAGCACAUCAGGAGGUCGAACCAGUACGCCGUGUGGACAGUGUGCCCGAAGUGCUCGGCAAGGACCAGCUACGUCUCCAAGUACGUGCCGCGAUCCAAGGCGAAGGCUCGGGCCCGGGCUCGGGAUCCCAACGGCACCGCUGGCUAUCCCGUGGUGAGCACGACAACCACGACCUCUUCGGGAACCCAGGAGAGAGCCGCCAGGAACGGGCCCCCAACGGAGUCAGUUCCCAUCGAGUUGAACCACACCCUGCAGACGAUGAUGGCGGGCUUCCAGGACAUCGGCGCCUCUUUGCGGGCUCUGGCACAGGGUCAGGGACAGAUGCUGAUCAUGCUCCAGAAAGGACAACAGUUGGACUUGUCGAACAUGACGCCCACGCAGGUUGCCGAAGCUGUCAAUCGCACCGUGAACCAGGAGAUGCAGGAGAUGUUGGUGGACGAGACGGGCAGCAGCCCAGGGACCUGGUCACCGGUAUCUCCCAUGAGCAAUCCCAACGAGCGAGACCUGCCGGCGUCAACUGGUCAUGGUGGAAACCCCUCUUGCUGGUUCGUUAAGAGGGAUUGGAGCAUGAAAGAGCCAGAGGAGAGACCUGCCUGGCUGCGAGUGCCAUGGGUCCAAGCCAUGACCUUUGAUGAAGCCGUGGACAAAGAUCUGCAAUGUCUGUGGCAUGUGACAAGGGAAGACGGCGAUGUCUACAGCAAGGGCCCUGGUCCCCCCGAGCCCGGUGGUUCCUCGUCCUGGACAUGGGCAUGUUCCCGAGGCGAGCGUGUCUUACAAGAUGCCUGGGAUAGAAUCACGGCACCCCUUGGACUCGGAGUCGACGGCCAGCGAUCUCAUGUGGGACCCUAUUGGAUGGUGCACGCCCCGGGUCUGGACGAAGAAGGCAAUCUGCUGUCGUCGUGGGAGAAGAGCGAAGCCGAGGCGGCCGCGUUGCGCCUCGCCAGGACCAAGUGCCUCGAGACGAACCCGGACAAGAUCGACUACGUCAACCUCUUUCACCAGGCUGCCUCCACGGAACGUGUUCGAGAUUGCGGAGGACUUGUGGCAUCCUCACAUGAGAGGUUCACUCGGGAAGACGGGUGGAAGAUUGAGAACAAGGAGCAUCGGGCUCGGCUCAGAAAGUUUUUAGACCGCCGACAGCCGGAGAUGGUCUUCGUUGCCAUGCCCAAGGUUCAUCACCUGUCCUACGGAAGCAACGUGAAGCAGUCGUUGUAUGAAGACAUGGCAUGGGAGGUGGCGGCUCAACAAGAUCGAGAAGGGCGCAGCUACCUCGUGCAAGGAAAGCGUUCCUCACCCAUGUGGCAGAGAUCCUCGUGGAGAGCACUGCUGGAAGAUCCCAAGACGAUGGUGGUGUCCGGCAAGGAGCUGAAGUGGGUCACCAACGAUCCAGCGAGGGCCGACCGUAUCCUGAAGGAGAAGGACGACCUAGAAAGCGAACCCGACAAGGCUCCCCAGGUCAGUUACCACCAAGCGCCCAGCGAGCGGAAAUCGUCAAUCGGAGAGAACAUUGCGAAGCAGCUACUGGAACAGCAGGAUUUUUCACUGCCGGCGUGCCUGAAGUUGCUGAAGGCUGUGGAAUGGCCGGGGAAGUCGAGAAGGAGAUCUUCAUCCGGAAACAAUGAGGCGGUGCUCCUCGGGCAGUUCUCCCACGGCAAGUUCUCCGGAAUCACGCGCGCCACAAGAGAGUUUCCCUCGGUGACGCAGUACGUCAACGAGUUCAUGCGCCGACGAGGAGCCCUUCUUCCGAGAUCGUCCAUCAUGAUCACGAGGAACAACGCCUAUGGGUACCAUCGGGACAGUCACAACAUCGGGGAGAACCAGACCAUGGGCCUAGGGGAAUACUCCGGGGGUGAGGUCUGGAUUGAGGACGAGAAGGGCAAGCAGAGACGCCGAAUGCCCCACGGGACCUUCGUCAACGGAAGAGUGGUCAAGACAAAGAACCGAAUCGUCACCUUCAACGCGAAGAACUGGCAUGGAGUCGAACCCUGGCGAGGAGAUCGGUGGUCCAUCAACGUAUUCAAGACCCGAUCAGCGGCCAAUCUAUCACAAGGCUACUCCGAACCGAGCGCUCCCAAGAAGAUGGCUGACGUGCUGGUCCCCAGCUGGUGGUUCUCUCCUGAGAACUCCGGAGGCAAGUCCUUCCCCACUCUGUCGCUCGACGAAGAGGAAGACGACACCACGCCGGCUGCGAUCGAGACGACAGGCCACGAGAAGAAGAUCACCGAGGAGCAGAAGGCGCUGGUGAAAAAGGUGCACGUCAACACGGGACACCCGCCUCGGGACCGUAUGUUGCGGACAUUUAGAGCGGCGGGAGCCAAGGCCGAGGUUCUCAAGUACAUCCGGGACGAGUUCGCCUGCGACCACUGCAUCAUCAAGCGUGGCCCAGACCAUCGCAGGAAGGCGCAGUGUCCUCGAAUCUUCACGUUCAAUCGUGUGGUCUCCGUUGACGUGUUCUACAUCCACUUCCAGGACCGAUCCAUCCCCGUGCUCAACAUGGUUUGUCAUGGAACUGGGUAUCAGAUUGCCCAAAGGAUCACUGGAUCUGGUGAUGGGGCACCCACGGCAGCAGCCACUUGGAGUGCUCUGCUGACUACAUGGGCCAGGUUUCUCGGACCGCCGGCUCUGCUCAUCACCGACGGCGGCAAGGAGUUUCAGGGAGUAUUUGAACGUGGCCUGGAACAGCUGGGAACACUUCAGCACGUUACGGCUCCUGAAUCCCCGUGGCAAAACUCGCGGGCCGAAAGGCAUGGGGGGUGGCUGAAGCACAAGCUGCAGCAGGAGAUCGAGUCCGGACAAUGCACUCUUAGCUCGGAGAGUGAAUUCGACGACUUCAUGGCCUCGCUGGUGGCGGCGAAGAACCGAUGGCACAACGCUGGCGGCUACACCCCCACGCAGCUAGUCUUUGGUGAGCUGCCCAGGAUCCCUGGGGAGCUUCUGGCGGAGGAUUCCGGCGGAAUGGUUCCUCUGUCCGACGCCUACCACGAUGCAGCAGGUCUGGACGCAGUCGGGGUCGAGUUUCGGAAGAGACAAGAGAUUCGAGAGAGAGCCAAGCAGCUUGCAAUGCAGGCCACCAGCAAAGAAGCGAUCGUCCGAGCCACCAAGACGUCCAGCACUCCACUCCGACAGUGGAAUGCGGGACAGUGGGUGUACUGCUUCAGGCGUGGGAAGGCGGGAGACACGCUACAUCCGGUGCCGAGAUGGGUGGGUCCCGGAAUGGUCGUCCUGUCGUCCAGGUCCAUCGUCUGGGUGGCAAUGAGAUCGCGACUGUGGAGAUGCACCCCUGAACAACUGAGGCCGGCCUUUCCCUCGGAGGUUCUAGGCAGAGAGCUUGCCUCGGACCCGGAGCUGGCGGAUCUUCUGAGACGUGUUGUCUCCGGAGGACAAACUGAGGCGGUGGAUGUGACCAGGGAACGGCCCCCAGCACAAACAGACCAACUGAUGCCGGUGCAGGAAGAGUGCGAGGGCAUCCCAGUAUCCGCCGAGAGACCGACCGAAGCAGAACUUCAUCGGCAAACUUUGCGAGGGGAAGAAGCCAUUCCGGUUCCCCCCGGCAUCAUACCUGAAGUGCAUGGACAGAGUGAUCGGCACGAAGACGAGCCCGCCGGCCACGAGGGUCGCAUGAGACGCCAGGUGUCGACUUCUACCGGAUCUCGAAGGUCAUCCGUGCAAGAGCCAGCACAGGAGCCGGAAGCCACGGGGGGCUUGCAACCCGUACCUGAGCAUGAAGAGCUUCAUCCACCCUACGAUCAUGAAGAUCACGGUGCAGGAGUGAACGUCAGGGAAAGGUCUCCUCCGGCUGAGGAAAGGGCAUUCAAGGCACUUCGUGUUGGAGAGCCUCGGGAAGAGAGCGGAAGUCGUGCCGCUAGUCCUACAGAGCAACCUUCGUCCAGCAACAGAGCUCCAGGAACGCCCAUCUCCAGACUCCUAGACGCUGUUCGUCGAGGAAGAGACCAAGCAGAUCCUGGUUCGGCCACGGUCGAGGAAGACAGCGACGCAGAGGGAAUGGUGAGCUGGUAUUCCUUCAACGAGGAUGGCGGCUUGACGCUGGUGGCAAGCAGGUCAGAUGAGAUCGACGUCAAGAAGCUUUCCGAAGACGAGCAGAAGAUGUUCGAGCAGAGCGACGAGAUGGAGUGGUCGGCGAUAUUGAAGACGAAAGCCGUGAGGGUCAUCGUCGGACAAGAAGCUGCCACGAUGCGGAAAAGAUAUCCCGAGAGAGUGCUCAACUCUAGGAUGGUGCGUCGGCGAAAACCACAGCCUGGAGAAGGGAGUUGGAAAGCCAAAUCCAGGUGGUGUCUGGCUGGACAUGGAGAUCCAGAUACGGCAGAACUCACAACGUUCGCUCCUACUCCGUCGACGGAGGGCAUGAUGGCCUUCAUGCAAGCAGGAAUCAACAUGGGCCACCACUUCAUCUUCUCGGACGUCAAGAACGCCUUCUGCCAAUCAGACAAGCUGCACAGGCCUCGAGGGCCCAUAUUCGCAGAACCCUGCGAAGGGCUCAAGCUUCCGGCGGGGUCGCUCAUAGUCAUCGAAGUUCCGGUUUACGGACUGGAUGAUGCGCCAGCUGCCUGGAGGAACACCGUCACCAAGUACUUGGCGGACAAUGGAUUCGUCAGAAACCUGGUGGAGCCAUGCUGGUGGAUGAGGUUCAACGAACAGGGCACGAACGAGGCUCAGAUACUGAUCGAGGUAGACGACUUCAUCAUUAGCGCGCUCCCCGAGAUGAAAAAGCAGAUUAAGGAGCUCCUACACGCCCGGUUCAAGUUCGGCAAGUGGGAAGAGGACGAGGCUGAGUACGCUGGGAGGAGGAUUCGGACCAGCUCCGAUCGCAUCCUGGUGGACCAAGAGAAGUACAUCAAGGAGCAGAUUUUCCCCGUCCCGAUUUCAAAGAGCCGCAAAGGAGACAAAAGCGUCCCCCUCACAAUGGAAGAGUUCAAGAACUUUCGCAGUGCCAUCUACAAAAUCAACUGGGUGGCGAAGGAGACGCGGCCUGAGGUCAGUGGUACGGCGUCGCUCAUGGCGAGCAAGUUGACCAACGCUACCAUCGACGAUGUGAUGGUCGUCAACAAGACCAUCAAUUACUUGAGAAACACGGCGUCGAGGCCCCUCGUGAUAUGGAAGUUCCACCCCUCCAACAUGGCCUUCAUCGCCGUGUCCGACGCUGGUGGAGUGGGUCAGAAGUACGACUCCCUGGAUGAGGAGGGACUCCCAACGGAUGGCACUCAAGGAGCAUGGAUGGUGAUGGCGGCGGAAUGUCUUCCGAUCGGAAACCAGAGGGUCAAGGCCACUCCUCUGGCAUGGAGAUCGAGUCGGCUCAAGCGGAAGGUGUUCAGUACCUUCGGGGGCGAGACCCAGGCGAUGCUGCAGGCGAUCAACGAGGUCGACUGGCUCCAGAUCAUGAUGAGGGACGCCGUCCAGCACGACAUCGAGCUCAACAAGUGGAGGAAUUCCCUUUCGCCUCACUUGCUGAUCAUGAAGGGCGACAUGCGUGCGACGAAGCAACCGCAAUGCUCCGUCACCGAUGCCAAGAGUCUUUAUGAUUGCAUCAUGAAAGAGCAUCCUCAAGGACGACAAGACAGGAAGUCCGCCCUAGAACUGGCAAUCAUAGUGAAGGACCUCCAGAGCUCACAGUCCAUGGUUCGGUGGAUUCCCCACCAGAAAAUGAUCGUCGACGCACUCACCAAGGCGGACCCGGCCAAGAGCAAUGGGGCGAUGGACAUGUACCUCCGAUCCGGUACUUUGAGCCUCGUGGACGUUGCGGCCGAGCUGUCAUGUCGAGCUGCGGACGCGAAGUACAAGAACCGAAGCCAUGCGGCCUCCGUAGCACGUUUAGUCAAGGAAUACCAGCAAGCUGCUAUGAUGAGCAUCGCCGCGGAGAGUGGUCAGAUGAGCGAGGAGGAGAUCACAGCCUGCACAAAGGUGGCCGAGCCGGCGCAGACAGCAGUGGUGGCCGCCCUGCGCGAAGUGGAGGUUCGGCUGAAGUCAGCAACGCUCUCCAUGAAGGAGGAGCUCGUGGCGCUGAAGGACCGAGGCAUGGAGAUGAAGAAGAAAUGCGAGACCGUCGCCGCCACCAUGAGAAAUCAACGGCAAGGCAUCUCGGCGGCACAGAUGGCUGCGACGAUCUCGGAGAAGGUGGCUUUGGCCGAGGAGGGCCUCGCAGCGUGCCAGGAUGCAGAAAUGCCUUUCCUGAAAGGGAUCGAGGUACUGCCUGCGGAGGAGUCGACCAAGGCCAUCAGCGACUGUGAAAGCGCAUCGACCAAAGCAGAGUUGGCGUUGAACCAGGCGCGCGGCCUCAUCCGCCAGAAGCAGACCGAUGCAAAGAAGUUCCCCAAGGAGCUGCAAGAGAAGGCUUUGGCAGAGCUGAGCCAGCUCAGCCAGCGUGCAGAGGCUUGCGGCAAGAAAGUCGCUGACUUCAAGAAGGAGACAGCGGAACGAAAGCUGAACGCCCUGAUGGCCGAGGUUAUGGAGUCCCUGAAAGCCGCGGAGACGAAAGUCCAAGAUCAUGCGGAGGUGGCCAAAGUCUUCUCCGACGACUUGAACCAUGUCACUGAGGAGGCCGUCAAGGAAGCCAUGGAGAAGGUGGGUGCCGCGGAGAAGGAGGCCUUGGAUGUGCUCACCGAGGCACGUAAGCAGCUCACGGCCAAGCAGAAGGACGUCAAGGGGCCAGCGGCCGCAUCGGCCAUGAGCAAGCUCCAGGGUCGGCUGAAGACGGCAGCCGACGAGCUCACCAAAAAUAAGAAGGCCACGACCUUCGGCGAUAAGCUGCUCAAGGGCAAAGAGGCCCUGGCAGAGGAGGUGGUCAACGUCGAUAAAGCAGAGGCCGAGGUGGCCAAAGCAGAGAAGCUGGCCGAACCCGUGGAGGCCGUGGAGAACCCGACGGACGAGGAGUGCGCGGAGCUGGGUGAUGCCAUCGUCCUUGCACAGAACACCAUCAAAGCCACCACCGGGUCCAUCCAAGCGAACAUGGCCACGCCGGUGCCAUCCAUCAAGGCAGCCUUUUCCAAAGUGGCGGAGAGAAGCAAGAAAGUCCAGGAGAGGCUUGACAAGGUCUUGGCGGGCAAGAAGGGACUUCGUGAGCGCUCGCUGGGCGAGGCGUACGUCCGAGAAGGCAAGAAGAAGACAGAUGCAGUGGACGGCUUCGUCGAGAAGGUGAACGACGCGGAGCUUCCAUUCCUCAAGGGCAUCGAGGUCCUGCCCCUGACCGAGGCGACCUCCACCAUCGAUGCCUCGCAGAAGGCAGCGACUGAUCUGCAAAACGCCAUCUCGGAGGCACGUAACUUCAUUGCAGCGAAGAACGUGGAGCUGAAGGGCUUCUCUGACAAGGAGAAGACCAAGCCAUUGAUCGAGGAGCUCACGUCCCUGACCGGCCGCAUCAAUGCGGCGGCCACAAAGCUUGCCUCGUUCAGAAAGGACACCGACACCCGGAAGAAGAACGCCUUGCUGCAGGAGGCAGGUGAGAAGAUCGCCCACGCAGAGAAGCAGGUGGAGAUGGUCACAGAGGCUGCGGCGCCGCUCACUGACGAGGCUGCGGAAGAGAUGACGGCGGAUGAGGCUGCCAAUAUCUGCGAGAAGGCCGGCGCCCAGGCAAAGGCAGCACAGGCAGCUGUGGAUGAGUCAAGGACUUUCUUGUCGGCCAGGACCCAGGAGAACAAGGGCAAUCCUGGCAAUGCUGAGACGAUCAAGAGUUUACAGACCCGGCUCAACACGGCGGGCACCGCGUUGUCCAAAGCCAAGAAGGUGGUCUCCAAUCAGGAGCACAAGUUCGUUGCCAAGAAGCUGCUCCAUGAGGUUGAGGAGAUGCUGGGCAGCCUUGAGGCAGAGGUGAAGGCGGCCGAGGAGGUGUGCGCACCGUUGCUGGACGGUGGCGGGGUGCAGUUCCUGGUUGCUGGCAGCCUCAAGACCCUUGCGGGCGCCCUCCGUAGCUACAUGAAGGACAAAGGCCUCGAUACUUCCGCCCUGUUCACGGAGGCCAGUGGUGGCAACCGGCCAAUCAGCAAAGAGGACUUCCUGUCCUACCUGCAGAAGCUGCCACAGGCCAUCGACCGACCCGAAGUGGAGUUCACGGAGGCCCAAUUUUGCCGAAUGUCCGGGGAAGGGAAGGGCAAAGGCUGGGGGAAGCGGCGCGAUGACACAGGCGCCGAAGAGAAGAUCCACCAGUACCGGCACUCGCUAGAGAGCGGCUACAAUGCCAACGACCAGAGUGACGGGGUUCUAAAGAGCGUCGAGAUGGACGCUCUCGUCUUCCUGCAGAUCAUGAAGCACUGCAGGCAGCAUGCGCCGCAGCCCGUCACAGGCCCUCAAACCCUCCACGCCCCAAAUUCCGCGCAUGUGCGGCGGCACUCUGGCUGCUGCGUCAUGGCAAGCAGCGACGCCGGGGCUGGCGACUGCGCAGGGUCCGAUGAGGCGGACGAGGAGCCGCUUCGCCGGGUCUUCGUCCGCUGUCUGCUAGAUGUAUCUGUUUUCAUCAUGCUGAUGCUCCCCGUGAUCUUCUUGGCCAUCACUGGGAUCUUCGCGCUGGUCCUGGGCCCUGCGGAGGGCUGGAGCGUCCACGAUGCCUUCGGGUUCAUGUGCGCUGGUGUGACUGGGGGCGCCAUCCAGAUCCAGGGCCACGCGCUCUUGCCGAAGUCACACAUCAACAGGAUGGUUGCAGCCCUGCUGGGCUGCUUCGGGGUGGGGCUCUUCGGUUUGGCAAUCGCCGUGCUCAGCGCGCUCGUGCCCAACAGGCUGCUUGCCGCCACCGGCCUCCUCCCAAAGGUGAUCACGCGCCGGUCGCCGCUGCGACUGGCAGCGCUGGUGGUGGUCGUCGUUCUGCUUCAGCUCCUGGUUGCCUGCCUCUUCGGUGCAGUGCUGGCCUUGGUAGAGGGCUGGGACUUCGCAUCUGCGUGGAAAGCAGCCAUUUCCGCGCAGCUUGGUGGGGGCUUGCCUUUGGCGAUUCCCAUUCCAUCCCAGACAUUCAGUGAGCUGGUGCUGGUGGUCACCUCGUGCUGGGCCGUGGGCUUGGUGACCCUGAUCAUCUCUGCAGCCAGCUCGCUUUGUACCAUGCGAGCAUGGAUGAAGCUCAUUCUGUCGAGAUAG